UAACUCAACCAUGCAUUCAAGCCCUAAUGUGUGGACCUUAGGCACUGAAGAUUUUUCCUUGGAAAAUACACAAAUCUUUUUUUCAUCGGCUUCUUCUUAAGUACGUACGUACUCAAUUGUAGCUCACCAAUUCAUUAAAAAUGGCAGCUUCCAAUUUGUUCAAGCUAUCAUUUCUGUUGAGUCUUUUAUCGAAUUCGGAGUUGGGUUUUUGGCCGGAGACCUCAAAGAAUGUACUCACCUCAUCUCCUCCGUCGUGUAGCCGUAUCGAGUGUCCGGGCUAUGACGUCAUCCAUGCCGGCGAUGGCUAUGAAAUUCGCCGCUAUAAUUCACCGGUGUGGAUGACAACUUCUUCCAUUCAAGACAUUUCCUUCGUCGAUGCCACCAGAACUGGUUUCUUUCAGCUAUUUGAUUACAUUCAAGGGAAGAACUAUGACACCAAACAGAUUGAGAUGACAGCUCCGGUGAUCACCCAAGUCUCACCCAGUGAUGGGCCCUUCUGUGCGUCGUCAUUUGCUGUGAGCUUCUACGUCCCAAAAGUGAACCAACCUAAUCCACCUUUGGCAAAAGGUCUCCUCGCCCAAAAAUGGGGAACCACGUAUGCAGCAGUAAGACAGUUCAAUGGAUUUGUAAAAGACUCAGACGUUGGAGAAGAAGCUGCCGCGUUGGAAGCAAGUCUUGAAGGCUCUACUUGGUCAGCUGCCAUUGAAAAAAGCCGUGCAGCGGAUCCCACUACGAUUUAUACUGUCGCGCAAUACAAUUCCCCAUUCGAAUUUGAUAACAGAGUGAAUGAGAUAUGGAUGUUGUUUGAUAUGGAAGAUGAUCAGGCAAUGUGAGAUCAGAAGUAAGUUGAAAUACUAAUCACAUUAUGGUAUAACUUUUGAACUCUGUUGAUGACAAGACUCGAUAUAUGAGCUGGUUAAUAAGGCAGUAGUUAUUGUAUGAGAAUUAUAAAAGAUGGAAUGCCACAUAUCGAAUAACGUCCUCUCUGUAUUGCAAAUAUUGCAUGACUGGUAUGGUUCAAUGCUGUUCUUUAUCAAAUGUAUAUUUUGCAUUUCUUUUUC
Molecule: messenger RNA, 1061 nt
Organism: Cornus florida
Lineage: Eukaryota; Viridiplantae; Streptophyta; Magnoliopsida; Cornales; Cornaceae
Exons: 2
Coding region: 141-833 (230 amino acids)
Source: RefSeq, a predicted model, not a curated record